This is a messenger RNA of Lepisosteus oculatus (spotted gar), 3968 nucleotides long. Lineage: Eukaryota; Metazoa; Chordata; Actinopteri; Semionotiformes; Lepisosteidae. The record is from RefSeq and is a predicted model, not a curated record.
UCAGAGCGCCGUGCAGCAGGAGGGGCCGGACAUCUCCCAGUCCGUUCUCUACAGCUCUCUCAUGGGGCUGCUCCUGGUGGCUGAUAACGAGGUAAGAAGCAGCCCUUGUAACUGUCAGAUCCGGUGUUCAGUCAAGUGGUCAUCUCCCAGGCUUCUCUCCCUGCCUGUGUGUCUAUGUGUCUCAUGGAGAGCAAGCUGGGAUAUGUGAAAAGACGAAUUCCUAAUGCAAGAAAUUGUAUAGGGCUAAUAAAGUGAUGUGUUAUGAUGUUAUCUCCAGAAGUCAAUCAGUGUGGUCAGCUCCGGUGCUCAGUCAGUGUUCUGGCCAGCUCUAGUGGUCAACUAGUAUAGUCAGUCAUGGUCUGAUCUGGGCUCCCUGUUGAAUCGGUGGUGGUUGCUCUCAAGCGCUUCACCAGCAGUCAGUCAGAGCCCAGUGGGAACAGCGGUACUACUCAUCCCUGGGAGCUGGCACCUGACACACUGCACGAGCCCUGCUGUCCCUGGAGCGUCCUUCCUGGUGCACGUGCCCGAGCACGCUCUGACACACACAUGCACGUCCCUCCCCUUGAGGAGCUAAUGGGAUGAGUCUCCAUGACCUCUAGUUUGAGAUCUAUUGCGCGGUAAUGAGAUCAGGGCUCUAAAAAAAAAAGACUGUGGCUAAGGAAGAGUCUCUGAUCUGUACCUCCACAUCAGCCUGCAGCAGGAAUCUGCAUCCCAGCUUUCAGGCUCUCACAGGGGCCACUGGGUUUUGAUCCAGUUAAGCUCAGAAUGACUGAGGUCGUUUCUGUAUCCGAGCUGCAUCGGCUCAUCCCGCUUCCCGUGGUGUUAAACACAGACCAGGAAACACAUGAAUCCUGCCCAGAACAGGACACUGGCCCACUGCAGGAGAAACCCAUACAGCCUGGCAGACUGGAGUAACUGGGGUAAUGUACCUCUCUCAUGGCAUAACAGCAGUGUCUGCAGUGGGGACCCAAACCCACAACCAGCUCAGAUACUCAUCUAUUACACUGUGAUGAGGGGCAGUGGGUGUGGCAGUGGGAGGUGUGAUGAGGGGCAGUGGGUGUGGCAGUGGGAGGUGUGAUGAGGGGCAGUGGGUGUGGAGGUGGUAACUGUGAUUCAUCUUCCUGUCUGUCUUCCUGCAGCAGGAAGCCAGUCUGACGCUGGGCAGCGGGCGUGUUGGAAUCCACAAUGUUGGGAAUACAUGUCAGGCCUUCACCACAGCUCUCUGUGUGUCUGCAGUGCUUCCUGAACGCCGUGCUGCAGUGCCUGUCCCACACGCUGCCCCUCAGGGAUCACUGCCUGAGACAGCGGUACCUGCAGGACAUGGGCACCCGCAAGCCCCCAGAGCUCAUGAACGCUUUCUCACAAGUGCUCUCUGACCUCUGGGCACCAGAAGGGUCAACUGCAGUGCAUCCUGGGAGAUUCUACACCUUGUUCAGGGAGUCCGUGCCUAAUUUUAAUACCUACAGUCAGCAGGACGCCCAGGAGUUCCUUCGCUUCCUACUGGACCGACUCCACUCUGAGGUCAACCGUCACUCCCCGAGCAGUGCGCCCAGCCCUGCGCUCACAGAGAGCAAACACACGCAGCUCAGAGUGGAGGACAGGGCAGCACACCUGUGGAACAGGUACCUGGAGAGAGACAACAGCAGGAUUGUAGAGCUGUUCUCUGGCCAGUUGCGCAGCUCCUUGUGCUGCUCUGUGUGUGGUCACCAGUCCACCACCUUCGAUGUCUUCUGUGACCUCUCGCUGCCCAUUCCCAAGAGGAGUGUUUCUGGGGGGAUUGUGUCCCUGAAGGACUGCCUGGAGCUUUUCUCCCAGGAGGAGGCCCUGGACUCUGAGAACGCCCCGAUGUGUGACAGAUGUGGGAGAUGCACGGAAAGCACAAAGAAGCUCAGCGUCCAGAGGUUUCCCAGGAUCAUCGUCCUGCAUCUCAAGCGCUUCGCUGCCUCACGGUUCUCCAUCAGCAAGAGCACGGUGUCCGUCUCCUUCCCUCUGAGACAUCUGGACCUGGGGCAGUAUGGGGCACAGGGCACAGGACGCGUGCUGUACAAUCUCUACGCUGUGUGCAACCACUCUGGGACUGUGAACAUGGGCCACUACACCGCCUACUGUCUGGAGCAGGCAGGAUGGUACUGUUACAAUGACUCCAGAGUCAGUCCAGCCAGUGAGUCACAGCUCCAGUCCAACCAAGCCUACCUCCUCUUCUAUGAGAUGGACAGCUGUGAUCGGAAACAGUGACCUGGCACUGUCGACUGUGCUGCCGAAUGGCACCUCUCCACCAGCCGUGUGUCUACAGAGCCUGUAGAGUGAGAGAACACGACUUGGCCACGUGCUGGAAUCCAGGUGUGUGUCCCGGCUGUCCACAGAGCUCUUAGCCAUUCCAGACUGCUGGAAUAGUCCGGAAGGGUUUGCAGCUGAAUGUGUCUGAGAUUCCACUGGCACUGAUCUACCGGGGUCUAACACUCAACAGCAGCUCUUCCAGAGGCUGUGGCCAAGCCAAGCGAUAACCUGCAAAGCAAAGCAGAUUCUGAUGUCUGUUCCAUCUCACUUCCUCUACAAAAGCAGAACCUCUCUCUCAUGUCGGAUGUGGAAAGUCUGGGUCACAGUAGAUCGAUACUAGCAUGUGAGAUAUUUCCCCUCUGGUGCUGUUAAGAUUUGGGGCUCCUGAGUCUUUGAGCCCAUCAUGAACUGGAGAAAGAGCUUACUGGUAUCAUGUAGUAACAUGUGAACCUCAGCCGUGGAAUCACCACCUUGUACUGGGCUUGAAAUGUGUUACUGACAGGAAGAUCAUGCCAUUAAAAGGCAAGAAAUUAUCCCCAUUUGGAACCAAUAGUAUCUGUUGUGUUUUUAAUGUUUCUCAGCAUAUCACUGACCAAACAAAUGAGAAUACAUUGAAACAAAUUAACCACUACAUCAGAAACACUGUGCUGCUUUCUUAGACCUUGCUUAUGAAUUAUUGUACUUCAUUUUCAGAUGCUGAGACUCCUCCCUGUAACGUUUUAUUAUUUCCUUUAUUAGAACAGAUGCUCGGUGAUAUGACAUCCUUGAUUUCGGGCUCCAGAAGCUCUGCUUGUCAGGCAAAGGGCUCCUAUUUGAAAGGUCAGGGUUAAGAGGUGUUUUAUGUUUUGUAGUGUUAUGAUAACCUGAACACAGGAGCAUGUCAUGACGACCACUGGUUGCUGUCACUGAAAUAGAUUAGAGCUUCUAACAGUGAAAAUAAAUUAUUUUUGAAAACUUCUUUCGUUGACUAAAUUUGUGUAGCUUGUAUAAUAUUUAAUACUGAUACAGUUCAAGAAAGGAACGACAGUCAGCUCUGUGUUCUUGCAGCCCCAGGGUUCUGGGUUCGAUUCUGGCCUAGGGUGCCUGUGUGUGUGGAGUCUGCAUGUUCUCCCUCUGUCUUCACCAGCUGUUCUGGUUUCCUCCCUCCUCCCCAGGCAGGGCUGGGGCCUGGUCAGGUCCCUGCUGCAGUGCUGACAGUCCCUGGGCCCAGCGCCUCCUGCAGAGGAGAGGUGGCAGGGAUCCAUAAUGACAUCUAGAGAAAGACACAGACCGAUAAUAAAACAGUUGCCUGGAUGUUCAAGUCUGAAUGUUCUGAAACUGACGUUAUUUUCACUUAACACCCAAAGGACUCUAAAUUCAGGGGUUUAAUAUGUCAUUUAGAAGUGACUGUAAUGGUCAGUUUGCUGCAUGGUAUUGGUCUUUAAUAUACAGCACACAUGCAGCCCAGAUGCAGGCAGAUAAGUCUGGGAGAACAGAAGGUGGUUUGCAUCAAACAGGGACAGGCAGCGAGCACCUGCUAGCGAAGUGCAGGCCGACACAGUCCAGAGUGAUCCACAGUCCAGGGGUCAGAGCCUAUAAACACAGAAGAGCCACAAAGGGAAAUCCACCCUAGAGCUGAGGGGAGAAAGUAGAGUCCAUAAACAAAAAGACACAUUGGAAGGCACAGGGGGAAUAUCACCCUGCAGCUCACA